CACACUUCCUCUUCCAACCGUUACUCUCCUCUCAACGCCAACCACCAGUGUCUAUUUCCAUUACCCUCCUUCAGUAUUCUUUCUCUUCAACGGUUACUAAGCUCUUUUAACGGCUAUUUUUCAUGAAUUUGGGGUCAUCUACGUGGCAGUGAAAGGACCAUUUUGAAAAAGUUGUUAAAUUUAAUUUAAUUUUUUUUUUCCUAUAAGGGCGAUUUUGGCCCAAAACUCAUUAUUCAUGAUCCCUUAAGUUUCCAACUUCAAACGCAAAGCCCCCAUUCCUCCUGCACAGGAACAUAGUAACAGAAGCAGAGGCAGAGGCAGACCCACAUGGAUUUCAGUUCGUUUCUGACGUCCUUAGGGACGUCGUUUCUGAUCUUCGUGGUUCUCAUGCUGCUCUUCACUUGGCUCUCCAGGAAGCCUGGCAAUAGCGUCAUAUAUUACCCCAAUCGGAUCCUCAAAGGCAUGGAUCCAUGGGAGGGUGGGAAGAGGACCAGAAACCCAUUCGCUUGGAUCCGUGAAGCUAUCACUUCCUCCGAGGAUGACGUUAUUUCCAUGUCUGGCGUUGAUUCUGCUGUGUACUUGGUCUUCUUGAGCACUGCUUUGGGAAUAUUGGUCUUAUCUGGCAUUGUGCUGCUACUGGUUCUUCUACCUGUGGCUGCCACUGACAAUAAUUUGAAGCUAUCGGCAAAUAGUUCUACAAGCAAUGGCACUUUCAAUGAGCUUGACAAGUUAUCUAUGGGAAACGUCAAGGCAAACAGCGAGAGGUUGUGGGCAUUCUUGAUAGCCACCUACUGGGUUUCUUUUGUUACUUAUUACCUGUCAUGGAAGGCAUACAAACAUGUUUCGGGAUUGAGAGCAGCUGCUCUGAAGUCUCCAGAUGUGAAAGUCGAGCAAUUUGCUGUUCUUGUAAGAGACAUACCUGCUGUUCCUGAAGGCAAAACUCGAAAGGAACAGGUUGAUUCAUAUUUUAAAGGCAUCUACCCUGAUACCUUUUACAGAUCAAUGGUGGUCACAGACAUUAAACAGGUCACCAAAAUAUGGGUGGAGUUGGAAGGGUAUAAAAAGAAGCUUGCACGUGCUGAAGCUGUAUAUGAACAGUCAAAAACAACAGGCAGCCCUGAGGGCAAAAGACCUAUGAACAGAACUGGCUUCCUUGGUAUUAUUGGAAAGAAGGUAGAUUCCAUAGAAUACUACAAUGAGAAAAUUAAUGAAUUGAUCCCAAAACUAGAGGCCGAACAAAAAGUCACCCUCAGGGAAAAGCAGCAAGCCUCAGCUUUAGUUUUCUUCACCAGUAGGGUGAAAGCAGCUGCUGCUGGUCAGAGCCUACAUGACCAAAUGGUUGACUCAUGGACAGUCAUAGAUGCUCCUGAACCCCGUCAGAUAAUAUGGAAAAACCUCCUGAUCAAGUUUUAUUCAAGGGAAAUAAGACAGUAUGUUGUGUACAUUAUCGUGGCGUUGACCAUACUUUUCUACAUGAUUCCAAUUGGGCUUAUUUCUGCGGUCACAACACUGAAAAAUCUGGUGAAGUAUCUUUCAUUUUUAAAGCCAAUCGUGGAUAUAGUCGCCAUUAGGACAGUAUUGGAAGCUUACCUCCCUCAGCUUGCACUCAUUAUUUUUUUGGCUUUGCUGCCCAAGCUUCUCUUAUAUCUAUCUAAGGCUGAGGGAAUUCCUUCUGUGAGCCAUGCAGUAAGGGCAGCCUCUGGGAAGUAUUUUUAUUUCACGAUUUUAAAUGUUUUUAUUGGUGUUACUGUUGGGGGAACCCUGUUCGAUGCAUUCAAGACCAUUGAGGAUGAGCCAAAAAAAAUAAAAAUUGUUUCCAUAUUAGCAAAGAGCCUUCCAAGCAAUGCAACUUUCUUCCUGACCUUUGUGGCUCUCAAGUUCUUUGUCGGCUAUGGGCUUGAGUUAUCCCGAAUAGUUCCUCUCAUUAUAUUCCAUCUGAAAAGGAAGUAUCUAUGUAAGACUGAAACAGAGGUCAAAGAAGCUUGGGCUCCAGGAGAUCUUGGGUAUGUAUCUAGGGUUCCUGGUGACUUGCUGAUCAUCACAAUUGUUCUAUGCUACUCUGUAAUAGCCCCGAUUAUACUCCCAUUUGGUGUGCUAUACUUUGGCCUAGGAUGGCUUAUUCUUCGGAAUCAGGCGCUCAAGGUUUAUGUUCCAUCCUAUGAGAGCAAUGGGAGAAUGUGGCCCCACAUACACGUGCGAUUGAUAGGCGCUCUUUUAUUGUACCAGGUCACCAUGCUUGGUUACUUUGGAGUGAAAGAAUUCCGCUAUACUCCAUUUGUGAUCGUGCUCCUUAUACUUUCCUUGAUCUUUAUCUUUGUCUGUCAGAAGAAAUUCUAUCGCUCUUUCCAGUCCGUACCUCUUGAAGUUGCUUCCCAUGAAUUGAAGGAAAGUCCAAACAUGGAACAUAUUUUCAGAGCUUACAUCCCACCAAGUUUGAGCUGUGAAAAGGAUGAAGAGCAGUUUGAAGAUGCUUUAUCUCAAGUUUCAAGGACGACAUCAUCAGUUUGAUGUGCAUUUGUGUAUCUUCCCUUUGUUGUCAUGGUGUUGUAGCAUGAAUACUUGUUUGGCAGAUCUGUUGAUAACUUGUGUUAGCAAUCAUGUUAGGAGGUUUUAUGUGUAAUAUAAUAUAUUAUAUUUUUAUGUAUUUUUUGGAUCUUGGUGUGCAUAAUACUUUUCCAUGUUAAGUGCUAGAAAGCUACUGAAUUCUUCUUGUUUCUUUUUCCUCCUCAUUGGGGUUGGAAUCAUGUCAGAUUUUUCUUCUUA
Messenger RNA from Vitis riparia (riverbank grape), 2763 nucleotides. RefSeq names its product CSC1-like protein ERD4. The record is from RefSeq and is a predicted model, not a curated record. Bases 328 to 2508 code for a protein of 726 amino acids. Gene Ontology annotation, cellular component: plasma membrane. NCBI's taxonomy places the organism in Eukaryota, Viridiplantae, Streptophyta, Magnoliopsida, Vitales, Vitaceae. The transcript is spliced from 6 exons. Gene Ontology annotation, molecular function: calcium-activated cation channel activity.